AUGUGGAAGCUUCGGAUGUCGACUGUCUCUACUACAGUAUUGAAUCGCCCGACGACACUGGCACUUUCAAAAAAGGUAGUGUACGUCACGAUCUGUGACGCGAGCAUCAUCCGCCGGGAUGAGCAUAGCACAGAGUCGUCCUUGAUAUUGAUGAAGAAUCUUAAGAAACUCGCGGGCUGGACUGAUCCGGACUGGCACACCAUGGACGUCGUCAGUACUGAGGACGACGGCCGGGAUAUUACCUGGUGCACGGAAAUGGUCCGUACCUUACUUACCACUUGUGCUCUCAACGAGUCUCUGCUCGCGCGCAAGUACCCCGUUAUAAUAUGCUGGACAUGGAGUUUCUUGGUUGGCCAAAAGCAUCGGACUGCACGCGCGCGCAUUGCUGAAGAAGAUGUGUACAUGAAGAUCGCAACGUUUCCCUAUCAACUCAAUUACCUGCGGCAAGAAGUGAAAGAUGUUCGAUGUAUCAAUAUUUGCAGGGUAAAAACCUGCCAUUUGCUCCGGAGCUUCUCGGAUAACUUCUACGAAGAAUCACUGGAUUUGUCAGGCCAUCAGAGGCAGACAUGUGCGCACAAGUUGCAGACCACAGUAGAUGUAUGGAUGCCCUGGGAGAAUUCCAUGCGAAAGGGCAUUCACCACGGGAUUCUCAACAAGUUCAAUAUUUUAAUUACGCCCGGAAACAAACGAAAUGGUAUUCAUAGACUUCGAGAACCCGACGUUGACGACGACGACGACGACGACAAGUGGAUAGCCCGAUUCAGAGAUAAUUCCCAUCGCUGGUCCUCCCCCUCAAAAGAAGCUGCUCCAACAGGUCAAAGAGUUGGUCGAGACUGGCCUGGUGUAUCAGCGUUUGUUCUGUGCGAAAAUACCUGA
This is a messenger RNA of Sphaerulina musiva SO2202, 876 nucleotides long. RefSeq lists its product as uncharacterized. The record is from RefSeq and is a predicted model, not a curated record. The transcript has a single exon. Lineage: Eukaryota; Fungi; Ascomycota; Dothideomycetes; Mycosphaerellales; Mycosphaerellaceae. The coding region runs from base 1 to 876 and encodes 291 amino acids.